This is a messenger RNA of Oryctolagus cuniculus (rabbit), 3766 nucleotides long. The record is from RefSeq and is a predicted model, not a curated record. Lineage: Eukaryota; Metazoa; Chordata; Mammalia; Lagomorpha; Leporidae.
AGAGAGCGAGGGCGGAAGCCCGCAGAUCGCUUGUGGGAGCCGCCGCAAUGGAGAGAGCGGCGUUGUGUGCGCGCACAGGUGCCACAGGCCAGCGGCGCGGAGAGCUGUCGCGGCUGCCUGCCGGGCUCGGCAUUCCCACUAGGGCGCUGGAGCCCCGGCUGCGGCGAGCCUGGGCAUCCCCCAGCCUGAGCCCGGGGAGGAACAGCCCAAAGAAAGGGCGCGAAGGGAGCAGGAGGGUGGGUAGGUGGGGGCGGGGGAGAUUCAUCGCCUCAUUCUCGAUUUCCCCCUCCACGAGCGUCUCGAGUGGGAACCUUUGCCGGGCUCGUGUGCGCCCCCUUAUCCUUUCCCAACUCCGGGUGAUCAUCUCCCCUCUCCCCCUCGCUCUUCUCCUCGCUCCCUCUCUGGCUCCCCUCCCUUCCUACCGCGUGUCUCCUCCCCUCCCCCUCGCCUCCCUCAGCUCGGGCGGCAGCAGCCGUAGCCGCUCCAGCACAGCCGGCGAUGGGCAGAGCGCGCGCGCGGCGCAGCAGCUCCGGACGCAGCGCUCUCCCUGCCCGCGGCUCGCUGCGCCCCGGCCGCCACUCUUGCUGCCUCGGCGUCCCUCGACUUCAGUCUCGCUCCUAGGAUAGCGCCGCCACCGCCGCCGGGCCCUGCCUGCCGCCUGCGGCGCGCAACCCUCCCGCGCUCCCCGGAUGGCGCGUUCCCCUCAGCACUGCCAUCAUAGUUGAAAGUAACCAGCCCAGUGUUUCUGCUCACCCUUCGCCACUUUCAGAUUAAAGCUUGGGACAUACUUUUAAUAUUAAACUGUAAGUAUUCCACCUAAUAACAUUUUUGCAAAAUUUUCCUUAUAAAUUCUUCACUCAAACAAUAUAAGUUUUUGUUUUAUGGUAAUAGUAUGUCAUGAACAGUUCCAUUUUAACUUUAUGGACAGUUGUCUGAAAAUAUUAAAAAACAGAUUGUGUUUUUUUAUAAGCAAAGCAAAGCAGUGGAAAUGAACUUAUAGUUACUUAUAUUUUCAUCUCUGUGCUUACUCAAUCUUUAUGUCACCACAGAGAAAAUUUGGGCAUUCAUAUAUUAUUUAUUUAUUUGUUUUCAUAGACUGUGUAGUCUAUGAUAGACAAGGGGAAUAAAUUUUUUUCACAAGGGUCCAAGUCCAUGUUGAAAGCCCUGGCACUUUUAGCUUUCUCUUCACUGAUGGCCAGAGGGAUCAAUGAAAGUGAACGACUAAUGAAGAGCCAUCAUCAUUACUUGUUAAAAUAAAUUUUCUAAGACACUGAUGGUGAAGGUGGCUCAUUAGUGUCACCUCUCCUAGAAAGAGUAACCUAGUGAUAUAGAUUGGUAUCUCAGUUACACUAGCUAAAACAACAGUGCAUCAUCUUUGUAUGCCUGAUUUGGUGGAAGUUGGGGGAAUAUGUGAUCUCAGACUCCUGGGUGACUAGUUCAAAAGCUGAGGAGGAAAACUUGUCUUAGGAAUUGGCCUUCUUUCAAUCAAUUAAGAUGCAAAUUUGGCUGAAAGAAGAAAUACAUCCCCAAGGCUCCUAUGACCCAAUUUCUUUGGAGUGCUUUUCAGCCUUAUUUACUGAAGUCCUACUACAUGGCAAGAGCUCAAGUGAUGGCCAUGGAUGCAUGAGUGAAUAUAAUAUAGGCUCUCAAACAGCUCAGAAUUUACUGGAGAGACAGAUAAGAAAAAAACAGGAAAAAGCCAUGAGAUACCAGCUGCCUUUAACCUAUGACAGCCACCAUGUUACUGCUAGAGAAAAAUAAAAUGACCAUACUAAGGCUUGACACAAAAGUAACCUAGUUAACUUUAAAAAGCAUUUAUUUCUAUAGCAUCCUAUAUUAAUUCCAAAGAUUUUUUUAAAUAAUGCAGGUACUAAUUAGUAUAACAAAUAUAGAGAGUCCCAUACUAAUGAACCCAAUUGUCAAGUCAGUCCUUAUAGGUUAUAGGAUAAUUUUCUAAAAAAACAAACAAAUAAAAAACCCAAAACAAAAAAACCAGAAACAACUUAUGAACAUUGAACAUACAUUUGAAAUGCCACGACUGUCUUUUGAAAACUCUGUAUAUUCAAGGAACAUUCACAGGGAGGGGUGAAGCUUAUGAACCAUUUUCCCUGGAUGGGUAUUUGAUGCAGUGGUUACAAGAUGCUUCUUGGGAUGUCUGCACCCCAUACUGGAGUGCCUAGGUUUGAGUCUUGGCUCCUUUGUCCAUUCCUGUUUCCCGCUAAUCUGCACCCUGAGAGGCAACAGGUGAUGGCUCUAUUAGUUCCAGGUUCCUGGCUUCAGCCUGGUCCAGAGCUGGCCAUUGCAGUCAUUUGGGGGAGUGAACGAGCAGAUGGAAGAGCUGUCCUUCUAUCUCUCUCUGCCUUUUUAAGAAGAUGGAAAGACAAUUUACAGACUACUUUAAGAACAUAGAAAUAAACUUACAAGGUAAUUUAAAAUCUUUGUAUCAUAUUCAUUCUGAUAAUGCACAUUUAUUAUGUAGUUACAACUGAGUGAUAGAGAAGGAAAAUGACUUAGAGCUGGGAUGAUAAAAUGUAUAGUCACAAAUUAAAUUGAGAAAAAUUAUAGAGCCACAUUUUAACAUUACAUGCCAUCCAAGCUAGAACAAGGACUGAAUAUGUAUUUUCAUAAUAGCUGAAAUUAUUAAUAUUUUUAUUAUAAAAAUAAUGGCCCAAAACAGCUUUGGAAGGUGUCUGAAUGAUGCUACAGGAAUAACUCAUACAUGUGAAGAGUCUGAUUCAUUUAGUUUCAUUGUUUAUUUUCCAAGAAGACAAAAGUGUUAGAUUUUUAUCUCUAAGGGGAAAAUCUGACUCAUAAGUUGUUGGCUUUGUUUUAUGGAUUCUAUACUACUUUAUAUUUACAACAUGUUUUAUAUCUAGACAGUGAUGUAGCUAGAUAAAACAAUAUAAUUGUAUAUCAUUGGGGGAAAUAGGAAAACCUUUGGUAAGAGAUGAGUUACAAGAAAUAUGGCUGUUAGUUGUGCUUCCUUGCUUUGAAAGGACUGCAUCAAAGCUGCCAAUCCAAUGUGUCUCCUUUGUCCACUCAUAGGCUGGUGACAUUUUUCUUCUCCCACUGGGUGAUUAAGAAGUGGCUACAGAGCCACUUUUCCACAGGAGUGGAAAAGACAUCCAGAGGUGUUAUUAGGUACUGUGCUUGGGAAUUCAGAAGUUGGGACCAUCACCUGCUAUUUACAAUGCAUUUUUUGUUGUGAUCAAGGGAACUACAGAUGCAUUCAUGAUCAGAGCUGUUUCGGGAUGGCAGAUGUAGCGGAUGGUCAAACUUAAGGCCCCUGCAGCAGUUUGAGACAGUCAUUUUUUCAUGUAAAUCUGAGAUGACACUGGAGAGCUGGGAACUGUGGGCUUGAAUAUACUAUUUCCAUUUUGUAAGCAAAGUUCAUAAGAUACUCUCUCACCUUGCUAGUCAUUAACUCUGUCUUGACCCAUCCCAAAAUGACAGCUGCAAGGCCUCUAUAGGCCAAGAGUUCAGUUUUGACAAGGGCCCUGUAGCAAGCUAAUAGCCAUUUUUCAAUAGGGACAUACCUGAUAGGAGUGUAUCUUGCAUGCAGGGCAGGUGACCAGUCUAAAACCUAGAGGGUGUCUACAAGUUGAGGCUGCUUAUCUUUUCCAGAGACUUAAAAGAGAAAAAUCAUUGUCCACAGACUUGUAGCUCACAGAUUAUUUAGGCAUGAGGGGCCCCAAAUGUAGAUAGCAGUCCAUAGCCUAUUGAAUAACUUUUUUUUUUUUAAUUUGAAAGACAGAGUUAUAGAGAU